AUGCAAGCAGCGCUUGCGGCCAAGGGUUAUGAUCUGCUGGACACGGACGGUGGAGCUGGCGGAGGCGGUGAUGGCGAGGAGGAAGACUCGGAUGAGGAAGACAUCUUUGGCAGGAUCCGCAAGUUGCCGCCAGACGCUGCACGAGAGAAGGGCAAGAAGGCUUUCCAGGAUGGUGACUACGACAAAGCGAUACGAUAUUGGCAAGGCGGACUGAAGUCCAUUUUGGGAUCGCUGUGCGCCGGGCCUGCGGCCUUGUCGGAUCAGUCCUUGUCUGAGCUGGACUUGACGCUGAAUUUGAACAUCGCCAUGGCCUACAUGAAAAAGGAGGACUACCAUGCUGCAGAGAGAUCGGUGGACAAAGCCCUGGCCAGAAGAGAGGCGCUGCCUGCGCACCUCAUCACCAAGGCGCUCUACCGCAAAGCGAUGGCUCAGCGAUCAAUGCGCAGGCUUGAUCAAUGCCUCGAAACUUUGGGCGACUUGCUGGAGGUGGAAGCCGGACAUGCUGCUGCCAAGCAGAUGCAGCAGGAGGUGGAGCGCGAGUGGGCGAAGCAGUGCCGCGAUCAAAAGAAGAACAUGAGGAAACUCUUCGACAAGCUCUCUGGAGAAGACCGAGCCGCAGAGGAGAUAGAGCGCCAGCAGCGCACGGCCCUUCGUGAUCGGUCCGGUGUCCGAUGGACGGCGGAUGACGUUGACUCGGAGGCUUUCGCCGCUGGCAGCACACCGCCUUCCGAUGGCAAGGACUGGGGACUGGCCUUGAGCAGAACUGUGCUGUGGGCCAUGGAGCAGCUGGCCCUGGAAGGGCCACGGCCUUACGCUGCUUUCUGCACACGUUUGCCAGGUGUGCCUGCUGCCCGGAAGGACUUAGCACAGGGCUCAGGAAACUUCACCCAGCAGUCGUCCACCUGUGAACUGAGAUGGCUGAAGCCGGCAGAAAUUCUGAAGAGGCUUCCAGCCAUUCAAUGCCUGGCGCUUGAACUUAUUGGCUUCCUGGGCGAGAUAGAUCCCGACAAUUCAAGGGUGCCUGACCCCAACAUCGACAAGCUGCCGGAGGGUAUCAUGAAAAUCAACGUGGACGAGCGACAAGCCUUUUUGAGAGCGACGCAAGGGUCACUGGAGGAGGCCUUGGACAAGGAGCUGCUUUUGCCACCCGACGCGGAUGGGAAGGAGGCCUUGCCACAGGUGUGCUUUAUUGCACAUCCGCAGUUGCACAGAUAUUUCUCGGAAUUUCAUCCUGCGAUUAGCUGGCUGAUAACGAAGCAGGUGCCUACAAUCAUCAUUGGCGCAUCUGAUCCAGAUCCAUCCUGGCAGCAGGACGAGCAGCUGCUCAGAAAGCUUGGUGCUGAACUCGUUGUUAGUAAGCGGGAGAGCCCGUAUCCGAUGUGCCUACCUGGGAACUCAAAAGUAAAGAAAUGCAGUCACAUCAUUGGUUUCCGUGGAGGAAAGGCGAUCGAGCGCGACAAGCUCAUGAACGUCAAGCUGGAGCUGCUAGCGCAGGAGUACAGUGUGCGGUAG
Molecule: messenger RNA, 1512 nt
Organism: Symbiodinium sp. CCMP2456
Lineage: Eukaryota; Dinophyceae; Suessiales; Symbiodiniaceae
Source: the annotation of a GenBank genome assembly